Messenger RNA from Radiomyces spectabilis, 1523 nucleotides. Its product is annotated as guanine deaminase. The transcript has 3 exons. Gene Ontology annotation, molecular function: zinc ion binding; guanine deaminase activity. NCBI's taxonomy places the organism in Eukaryota, Fungi, Mucoromycota, Mucoromycetes, Mucorales, Radiomycetaceae. Gene Ontology annotation, cellular component: cytosol. The record is from RefSeq and is a predicted model, not a curated record. Gene Ontology annotation, biological process: guanine catabolic process. The coding region runs from base 126 to 1475 and encodes 449 amino acids.
ACUUUCAAAUACCGCUUAGAAUGACGCUUGACGGGAAAAAUAAUGCUUGCCUUUUCUGGACAGUAUAAAAUACCUUCGGCAACGCCAGUUGGCAAGAAAAUGGUUUUUUUUCGUUUUCUCCAACAAUGUCUCCUUGUAACGUCUUUUACGGUACCUUAGUCCACUCGCUCAGCAUCACCGAAUUAGAAAUCAUCACCAAUGGUGUCCUUGUCGUUGACAACGGUGUGAUCGUUCAUAUGGAACGCAACGUUGAAGAUGUCGAUGCCUACCUUCAAAAGAACGAGAUCAAGGACUAUAACCUUCACCGUUUAAACGCUUCCCAAUUCAUUGUCCCCGGUUUCGUUGACACCCACGCUCAUGCCCCUCAAUACGUGUUCACUGGCUCUGGUAUGGACAUGCAAUUACUUGAAUGGCUUAAUACCUACGUAUUCCCCACCGAGACUGCUUUCAAGAAUGUGGAACACGCCGACAAGGCUUACACUACCGCUGUUUCCCGCUUUUUGCGAAACGGAACCACUACCUGCAGUUGGUUUGCCACUAUCCAUCUCGAGGCUUGCCAAAAAUUGACGGAUAUCAUUGAAAAUCUUGGUCAGCGUGCUUACAUUGGUAAAGUCAACAUGGAUCAGAACGCUCCCGAUUUCUACAUCGAAGAAACCGAUGCUAGCUUGAAAAACACACGCACCUUUGUGGAAUAUGUGCAAAAGAAGGAAAGCAAGCUGUUGACGCCGGUCGUCACUCCCCGUUUCGCUAUUACCUGCUCUUCCCGUCUCAUGAACGGUCUCAGUGAGAUCGCUAAGGAAUAUGAUGUCCCGAUCCAGACUCACUUGUGCGAGAACCCUGACGAAAUUCAGUUCACCUGCUCUUUGUUCCCCGAAUCCAAGGAUUACACUGCUAUUUACGAUGACCACAACCUUUUGGGCGAAAAAUCUUACAUGGCGCACUGUGUUCACAUGACGGACGAUGAAAUCAAGAUGUUGGCUGACCGUAAGACUGGUAUUUCUCACUGCGCCAACUCCAACUUCUCUUUGCACUCGGGUGUUUGCGAUGUUCGUCGUUUCAUGGAAAGUGGUGUCAAGGUCGGCCUCGGUACUGACGUUGCUGGUGGUUUUGCUCCCUCGAUGUUGGAUGCUAUUCGAUCGACCUUCUUUGCCUCCAAAACCAUCAAGGUUCUCAAGCGCGAUGGUAUGCUCAAGGGUGGUGAUGAUUACGUUCCUCUGUCACCUGCAGAAUUGUUGUACCUUGCUACAAUGGGUGGUGCCAAGGUCUUGGGCCUGCAAGACACCAUUGGUAACUUUGAAAAGGGUAAAGCCUUCGAUGCUUUGUGGGUGGAUCUUGAGAACGAUGGUGGUGUUGAUUUGAUGGGCAUGGAAUCCCCCUACCAAAAGGUUCAAAAGUUCUUGUUCAACGGUAGUGAUAAGAACUUGCUUCAUGUAUAUGUUCAAGGCCGCCGUGUCGCCGGUGCCGCUUCUGCUUAGAUUGUACAAUAAAUUUAAUUUCAUUUUCCCGUUUUUUACUGUAAAAAU